GUAUAGUAUCAUUCAAUUAUUGGCCUUCAAGUGGCCUGCCGAAGAUGCGUUCCAAGAGGCAACGCUCUCUCUCUCUCGCUCUCUCUCAAUCAGAAGAAGAAAACAUCUUCCAAGAGGCAGACAGGCGGAGACCGGAGUCAACCUUCUCUCUUUCGAAGGAAAGAAGAACCAACUGCUGAAAGCUGGAUCCCGUGAACUGAAGCUAGGAGAGAGCAAGCUCCGUCAAGUUCGUCAUCUCUAGGUACCACCACACACAACCAUGGAGGCGGCUCUGGUGAGUGUAGCGACGGGAGCCUUGAAACCCGUCCUGGAGAAGCUAGAGGCUCUGGUGGGCGAUAAGUACAAGAGGUUCAAGGGUGCGCGUGACGAUAUCAAGUCACUCACGCGUGAACUCACUGCCAUGGAAGCAUUUCUUCUCAAGAUGUCAGAGCAAGAGGACCCUGAUGUGCAGGAUAAGGUGUGGAUGAAUGAGGUGCGGGAGCUCUCUUAUGACAUGGAGGACUCCAUCGAUGACUUCAUGCAAAGUGUGGGCAGCCAAGAUUCAAAGCCAGAUGGUUUCUUGGAAAAGAUGAAGAACUCGUUGGGGAAGAUGAAGGCUCGUCGUCGCAUUGGAAAUGAGAUCCAUGAUCUGAAGAAACAGAUCACAGAGGUGGCAGAGAGGAAUGAAAGGUACAAGGCUCGUGAGGUAUUCUCCAAGGCCAAGAAUACAACCGUUGACCCUAGAGCUCUUGCUAUCUUUCAGCAUGCCUCCGAGCUUGUUGGAAUUAAUGAACCCAAGGCUGAGAUAAUUAAAUUGUUGACACAAGGUGCGUCAACACAAGAGAAAAUGAACUUGGUGUCCAUUGUUGGAUCUGGAGGAAUGGGAAAGACAACUCUUGCAAACCAAGUGUAUCAAGAUCUCAAAGGGAAAUUUCAAUGCCGAGCCUUCUUAUCCGUUUCAAGGAAUCCAGACAUGAUGAAUAUCCUAAGGACUAUUCUUAGUGAAGUUAGUGGCCAACGUUACGCUGACACCGAAGCAGGAAGUAUACAACAACUCAUCAUUAAGAUCACUGAUUUCCUAGUAGACAAAAGGUAUUUUGUUGUUCUUGACGAUAUAUGGGACGUGGAUACAUGGCAUGUUUUUGAGCUUGCACUUCCCGUGGCUAGUUCUGGCAGUAUCAUAAUCACCACUACUCGUAUAAAUGAUGUUGCUAAAUCAUGUCGUUCAACACCAUUCAGUGGAGUUAUUUAUUGCAUAAGGCCUCUUGAUAUGGUGGACUCUAGGCAAUUAUUUUACACAAGAUUAUUCAACUCGGAAGAAAAAUGCCCAUCAUACCUUAAAAAGGUUUCUGAACAUAUUUUGAAAAAAUGUGCUGGGUUGCCUCUGGCAAUCAUUGCUAUAUCUGGUUUGUUAGCUAAUACUGAAAGGACAGAGGGUCCAUGGAAACAAGUUGAAGAUUCGAUUGGUCGAGCACUUGAAAGAAAUCCCAGUGUUGAAGGAAUGAUGAAGAUAUUGUCACUUAGUUACUUUGAACUGCCUGCUCAUCUAAAAUCUUGUCUCUUAUGUUUGAGUAUAUUCCCUGAAGAUUCUAUUAUUAAGAAGAAGGUUUUGAUACAUAGAUGGAUUACUGAAAGAAUAAUUCAUACAGAAGCCGGAUAUAGUACAACACAUGAGCUUGGUGAAAGGUGUUUUAAUGAGCUUAUCAAUAGGAGUUUGAUCCAACCCGCGAUGACAGACAAAUUUGAUAGGGUCAAGAGUUGUCGACUUCAUGACACAAUUCUUGAUUUCAUCAUAUCCAAAUCCAUCGAAGAAAACUUUGUUACUUUGGUAGGUGUUCCUAGUUUAACUGUUGGCACACAAGGCAAAGUUCGUCGGCUGUCCCUACAAGCCGGCAAGCAAAAAGAAUUGAUAGUGCCAAAAGGCAUGGUGUUGUCUCAUGUCCGAUCACUUGAUGCGUUUGGAGAAUCUGUGAAAAUCCCUUCUAUUGAUAACUUCAGGCAUUUGCGUUUUCUGGACUUUGAAUAUUGCGACCAACUGGAGAACCAUCAUCUUGAAAAUAUAGGGAUGUUGUUUCAGCUGAGGUACCUGAGCCUCCUAGGGGCGAAGAAAGUAAGCAAGCUUCCAGAACAAAUCGGGCUCCUAUUGUGCUUACAGAUACUGAAUUUAAGAUUCACCUCUGUUUGUGAGUUACCAGCAUCUAUUGUCAAUCUCAAGAGACUGGUGCACCUAUUGGUAACCCAGAAUGUUACACUUCCUUGUGGAAUUUCUAAGCUACAAGCACUAGAGAAAUUGAGGCUUGUCACUGUCUAUAGCCAGUCAUUUAACUUCCUGCGAGAAUUUGAGCAGCUGCAGAGUCUGAAGGUAUUGGCCCUUGAUUUUGAGGAUUAUAAUUCUGCUAACCGAGUGAACGCUGAAAAUGUGUCCAAGAAAGCUAUUAUUGUCGCUUCCCUUAAAAACCUAGGGAACCUUCUCUCUCUAACUGUUUGGGACGGCCCUGAAUUUGUAAGGGAGUCUUUAUGCCCUAUGCCACUUAGCCUCCAGAAGCUGAAAGUCUUGCGUUCUAGUGUUCUUCAUGUUCCAAAUUGGGUGGGCUCCCUUGUCAACCUUCAGGAGUUACGCCUUGAUCUGGUCGGAGUUGAGCAGAAAGAUUUCUAUAUCCUUGGAGGCUUGCCUGUUCUGCGUUCUCUGACUCUGAGAAUUGAUGACAGUGAAAUUAGAAAUACCACAUUAACAGAAGAGCCUGAAGUUACAAGGGUCAUAGUCUGUGGUGAAGUUGGAUUCCCAUGUUUGAGGAUAUUUAGUUAUGAUAGUCAGUAUGCUGUGAUGAAUUUGACCUUUGCGGCUGGAGCCAUGCCCAAGGUAGAUGACCUCCAGAUAGAAUUUGACCAAGAAGAAACUGAGUUUCUCGAUACCAGCGGUGAUUUUGAUCUCGGAAUAGAAAAUCUCCCCAGCCUCCUCAAAAUCAGAUGUGUAGUACACGGAUAUGUGGAUAGCAGCAGAGUUGAGACUGCCAUUCGGGAAGCAGCCAACGCACAUCCGAACCGCCCUACUCUAGACUUGGUCUGAUAAUGCGUUGCCGGAAUCGAGCAAUUAGACUGCAACUCCAAAGGUUCAUAAUCACUGGAUUUCUGAGAUCGAAACAUUCAUCAUUCACUGGAUUCAACUCCCUGCUGGGCCGAGAGCAGAAGAUGUCGUCGAUGCUGUCGUGUCGUGGGAGAACACCAAGCACAAGGGAGCACUUGACGUGAAGCUCGGAACACAAGAGGGCUCGUCUCUGAAUCUGAAUCUUGCCUGGUUGCCUUCCUGGCGGACCAUUUGCAAAAUUCAGAUUCAGAGUAUCACGUCAGGAUAUGUUCAUGCUAUAGUUUUUAUUGAACUAAAGACCUGACGAGCUCUUAUUAUUUUUCUCAACGAUUUGGAUGAUGUUAACAUAUUCUUACGGUCUUAUGCAGUUAUCAGUGUUAAAGUUUGAUGGACUCACAGACGCGGCGGUAGACCGGCGAAGGGAGAUGGAGAGGAAGCUGCCGAUGGUGAAGGCGUAGGGGGAGAGCAAGAAGAGCAAGGCCGACAACAGAAGAUGCCAUGAUCCUGUCGUGUCGCGGGGGAACACCAAGAACGUAGACGGCCGUUGAGGAGGAGCUACGAACACCAAGAACCUAGACGGCGGUGUGGUGGGAGAAGACCUAGAACCAUGACGGUUGUUGAGGAAAUCUCGGAACACGAGAGGUAUUGACUCUGAAUCUGAACCUUGCCUUCCUGGCCGGCCCUUUAUGAGUUGCAAAAUUCAGAUUCAGAGUAACACGUCAGGAUAUGCUCAUGCUCACCUCUUGUAUGACAAAUCACCAAAGGUUUCAUGGUAAUUGGUGAAAGGUGAAAAUUGCACACACACAUGAGAACAAACAUGUUGCUUCAGGUAGCAUGCAUCUGAACGACGGUCGAUGGUGAGACAUGAGAUUCAGGACCAUGGUCUAGUCGAACCCAAGCUCGGUGCCGUACGAUGUAGCAUUGCUUCCUUGGGAAUAUGUACCAUGUUAGCAUUCGAAAUUCAGAGAUUAUGUUAAUUACUUGUCAUAGCGCCUUGGGUUGGCACACAGUCCUAAGCUACUGUAGCAUGGACCCAAGCCUCAGAUUCAAAAAAUUAUUAUUCUAUUUAACCUUGUCGGUAAUGCUCAUCUUGCAUGUUGUUUUAU
Molecule: messenger RNA, 4170 nt
Organism: Triticum dicoccoides
Lineage: Eukaryota; Viridiplantae; Streptophyta; Magnoliopsida; Poales; Poaceae
Product: disease resistance protein RGA5-like
Exons: 6
Coding region: 260-3046 (928 amino acids)
Biological process (GO): defense response to other organism
Molecular function (GO): ADP binding
Source: RefSeq, a predicted model, not a curated record